AGAACCAAGUCGUCGCUAAAACGAAACACCUAUGGCGACGAAAUUUGGGGCAUCUUCAGCCUUUGUUCUUUAUUUCUUCUUCUUGACGCCUGCUAGUAGUAGUAGUUCUGAUGUCCCGCUUAUCUUCGUACUUGGCGGCACCUCAGCUGAUAAUGGGAACAACAAUUGCUUGAACACCACGGCGAAGUAUAAUGUGCCUUUCAACGGGAUCGAUUACCGUAAUUCUACGCCCACCGGCAGGGCUAGCAACGGCUUGAUUUUGCCGGACUAUGUUGCUAGGAGGCUGAAUCGCACCGAAAGUCCGCCGCCGAUCAUCUGCCUUAUCCGAAGCUCCGACGAAUACCAACGGGCGAUAUUGACCGAGGGUGGCACUUUGGCUUCGGCAAGCUCCGGAAUUUUUGACACAACCGGCCGGCCGCGGUUUGGCGAAGUACUGCCAUUACGCACGCAGGUGAAGUUCUUCGGGGAGGUGUACGAGGACUUGAUCGAUUUACAGGGCCGACAAGCCGCCACCAGUUUGAUACGCCGCUCCCUCGUUCUAGUGUCCACCGGAAGCAUUGACAUCGCCGACCAACUGGAUCGGCCCCCCAUAUCCGACAGCUUCUUUAUCACCGCUGUGAUAGCCCAAUAUGUUGGUCUGUUAAGGAGUCUAUAUGCAUAUGAAGCUCGGAAGUUCGCCAUUGUGGCGCCUCUACUGAUUGGAUGCAACCCAAAUUCCUUUGCUGAUAACGCAACGGGCUGCAACCAGAGAGGAACUUCGUUGACGCUCGACUUCGUGGAGAGCCUCGCCACCGCGCUGAGAAGGCUGCGCGUGUUGUAUCCCAAUUUCCAGUACUCCAUCUGUAACGCUCCCAACUUCUUGCUGGAUGUCAACGCAAAUCCUGGGAGUUUCCCGGCAUGUGGUAUAAGGGAGGUGAGAGAUGCGUGCUGUGGGAACGGAACCAUGCCCUGCCGGCCAACUUCAACCCUGUGCGGCAACCGCGAGCAGUAUCUGUAUUGGAGCCAGUACCAGCUCACUCAGGAGGGCUCCAGGAUCCUUACCGCAGCUUGUUUCAGCAACAACCUCAGAUACGCCGCUCCUAUAAACUUCUACCAGCUUGCUCGUACUACUACUUGAACUACACCGGGAGCAGCACUUGUAUUGUGCCCCAAUAAUAUCCACUUCCUAGUUAGUAAUUAGCUACCACUUCAAUUUCAAAUUUAAUGCAGAAAUGAAGGGGCAAGAAAUGAACACCAAUCAC
Linum trigynum is the source of this 1241-nucleotide messenger RNA. Lineage: Eukaryota; Viridiplantae; Streptophyta; Magnoliopsida; Malpighiales; Linaceae. The record is from the annotation of a GenBank genome assembly.